This is a messenger RNA of Patella vulgata (common limpet), 4399 nucleotides long. RefSeq names its product tribbles homolog 2. Gene Ontology annotation, biological process: regulation of MAP kinase activity; positive regulation of proteasomal ubiquitin-dependent protein catabolic process; protein phosphorylation. Gene Ontology annotation, molecular function: mitogen-activated protein kinase kinase binding; ATP binding; protein kinase activity. The coding region runs from base 974 to 2029 and encodes 351 amino acids. The transcript has 3 exons. Gene Ontology annotation, cellular component: nucleus. NCBI's taxonomy places the organism in Eukaryota, Metazoa, Mollusca, Gastropoda, Patellidae. The record is from RefSeq and is a predicted model, not a curated record.
GCAGUUACACAUUACCUUACAAUGGCGACUUCUGAAGGUUUCGGUUGUGUGUCGAAGUGUUAGAGGGGAGGCAGGCAUAAGUAGGCCCUUCCCAGGCAAGAUACAGCGACAAACGAAAGUCAGAAAGAUCGAAGAAACCAAGAAGUAAGGAACAGAUUGGAUACCAUCAAGAAUAUUUGGAAAAAAUAGCACCGAAAACUUGAGCGCAAGCGACUCUCUCAACACUAAGUACGGAAAGGUAAUUUAUCUACGUAUCAACCGGUGACUCGACUUUUGUUACCGAUUUCAUAAGGAAGGUGGUUUCGCCAUAUGCUGAAAUAAAUUUAUAUAAAUUAUUUCACAUAUAGCACUCAACGGAUUAUCGAACCUGGGAAAAGGCAGCCUGAAUUCUACGACCAAUUUUAUGUUUUAACGGACUAUGAAUUUUGAUCAAUGUUUUUAAGUUAACGGUAUUUUUUAUUUUUGAUAAGAACUUCAUCACGAGCGCUUCAUAGCAUGACGCAGUGACUCAACUAGAACUUUCUACUUUUAUUUUCAACUGUGAUUCAUUUGACAUUGUUAAUAUUUUUUCAUAUCAUCAGACUUUAAUUCAAUAAGUGCUAAUUGUUUACGGACUAAUAAUAUUACGCCAUUCUGUGAAACUGUGGAAUUGUUGCUAAAUAGUAAAAACUUUGUUUACAAGAACAUUUGGAUCAGAUCUUGUCCAAUAAACCACUUUAACCAGGUGGAUGAACAUUUGUUUGACCUAACAACUGAACAAACGGGAAAAUUUCCUCUCGUACGAAGACAAAACAUUCCAGUUUCCGGAAAGUUACUUUGUUUGUAUUUUACCGCUCACGUGGAGGACCAAAGAAGCAACACAAAGGCAGUCGGCGCGAGGCAUUUCCUUGGUCGUGCCAAGUUUUUGGAAGUUGUCAGCUACUUUGCAAAGUGUAGUCUUCUACUAAAGAAGGAUAUAUCCUAGAAAAUUCAUAUGAGUUUGACACGUCAAAGGCCUUCAAGGCAAUUAAUUGUGAACAACCCAGCUAUUAAUAAUGGGCCACGUAAAAAGAACUUGGAAACAGAACCUCUGGCUCCAUUCAAGGGAUCAAACCCAGGAAAUCUUAGUCCGGAUUUACAACCAAACACGCCACCAGUUUUCCCAAAGAACUGUUCCCAGGAUCAAGAUGUGUUGAAAAUUGGAAAAUAUCUAUUAUAUAACCAAACAACAGACAGUAGUGAAGUGUACAACGCAGUUAAUAGUCAAACCCACGAAGAAUUCGUCUGCAAGGUUUUACCCAUAAAUACAUACCGUCAAGAACUCUCUCCGUAUUGGCAAGUGGAUUGUCAUGAAAAUAUUACAAAUGUGUCGGAAAUUAUUUUAGGAGAAGCAAAAGCCUACGUCUUCUUCGAGAAGCAUUUUACGGAUCUUCAUUCCUACGUGAGACAGAAGAAACGGCUGCGUGAGGAAGAGGCUGCUCAACUUUUUAAGCAAAUCAUAUCGGCUGUGCAACAUUGUCACGAUAAUGGACUAAUUCUUAGAGAUUUAAAAUUAAGGAAAUUUGUCUUCAAAGAUUCUGAUAGAAAAACUUUACGAUUGGAUGGUUUAGAGGAUGCUACUAUAUUGGAAGAUGAAGAGAAUGACCUGAUGUCCGAUAAACAUGGGUGUCCCGCUUACGUCAGUCCAGAAAUAUUAAACGCCACAGGAACCUAUUCCGGCAAGGCAGCAGACAUGUGGAGCCUAGGCGUCAUGCUUUAUACGAUACUUAUUGGACGGUACCCUUUCCACGAUACGCAGCCGGCAGCGUUAUUUGGUAAAAUUCGCCGAGGACAAUUCAAUAUUCCAAACAUGUUAUCAUCGAGGGCAAAGUGUCUCAUUAAAACGUUAUUACGACGAGAUCCAAGUGAAAGACUUACGGCUGAACAAGUGCUAGAACAUCCGUGGUUCAAGGGGUCAAAUAGCGGAUAUUUUUCCCAUCGCACAGAUCGGACCAGUUCGGACCAACUUGUACCAGAAUACAUCGAAACAUGUGAAGACUUCUUUGUGUGAAAAAUGUAUGAAUGGAGAAAUCAAAAAUAAACUUUAGGAAUUUAAUUAAUUGACUUAUUUUUCGUCCUUGAUCGUUAUGUUUUUACGAAAAAACACCAGUAUUCGAACAUUCGUGGGUGGAUCGUUAUCCAGGAACACUUUAUAUAUGGAGAAGAACGGGUUUUCUUGCUAAUAAAUAUCGGAAAUUGUUUUGUUAUGGAAAACUCCUACGGAACUACUUUUUAUCAUCAAAUGCAGAAUUGUGAUAGAACUGUUUUGUGUGUGAAGUGAAAACGAACUAUGAUACCUGUACGUCUUUAAUUGCCAUGGUAACUAAUUUACAAAUACUGUGGUACUCAAAGAAACUAUCAAAUUUAUAGAAUUUUCUCGAAUUUGAAACUUCGAAAUUUAUACGAUUAAAAAAUUUCAAAAGAACAUUAUAUAAGAGUUGAUCUCGCAGUUAAUAUUUUAGACUCGCACAAAAAAAUUUUAGAACUCUUUGGUUACAUUUUUUGUUUGAUUCAUUAAUAUUUAAAUUAAUUUUUUUAAUAUUGAGUAAGUUAAUAACUUAAUUAAUUUUGUUAAAAGUAAAUGAAAAAAUUUCAAGUUUAAAUGUGUGUUGAAAUUUUGUUAUAAAACUUGUGGGUGUGUUUGAUUCUGUAAGUGUUUUGUGUAAAUGUUCGAUAUGAAGAUUUGGUAUUGUGUGUGGUGGCAUUUAAAAAUGCAUGUAAUUGGUUUUAAAAUUAAAUGAUGUUUGGAUGUAUCGUUUGUCGAUUGCCAUGGUUACGACUUGGAAAAUACUUAGGAUGAAACGGCUAUUUAUUAAAUUAGUUUAAAUUGGCUUAAAUGUUAUCUGAGUUUAAACAUUUGGAAAUUCAGAGUAAACUUAUAUGUAUGGUAACCAUUUUGUAAUAGGUUGCUAAGCAACAAAUUGGAAUCAUGUGCUAAGCAACUGUUUUCAUUGCUAAACCACAAUUUUAAAUGCAAAAAUUUGAAAUGCAUUUCCAUGCAAAAAUUUCAAGUGAGUUGCUAAGCAACAAUUUGAAAUGAGUUGCCAGGCAACAAUAUGAAUUGAGUUGCCAGACAACAAUAUGAAAUGAUUUGCCAGGCAACAAUUUCAUAUGCAGUAAACCAUCCCUGAAAUAAUAAGUUUGCUCUGAAUUGAAACAAAUUUCAUCAAAUUCAGGCUUAAGACUCGAGACAAAAUCUCGAUAUGUUAAUUUUUUUUGCUGGGAGUAGAGAUGUUGAUUGGUUCGUUUGUAUUUACACGUCGAAGAUGUACCACUCAGUUUGUUUGUUGUUAUAUGUUAUUUAUAUAUAGGUUGUUCAUAUUCAAAUUAUAAUUAUAUCUAUGUAAAUAAAGAAACAAAAUAAAAUACAACAAAAUGACUGAAAAUGGCUUCAAGUUGCAUUUAUAAUGUACUAAGAUAUCCUUAAUUUAAAAACAUUUAGAUUUGUGGCUAGUGAUAUUUGCCCUGACACAAUAAAAUUUUGGAACCUAAAAUGUCCAUAUUGUGAUAUUUACACUGACCAGUCAAAUAAAAUUUUGAUACAUUUGGCUUUCCAGUGCCAAAUUAAAGAUACAUUUAUGACGCCUUUUAAAUCAAUUGACAAUUUGCAACAAGUCAAUUUAAUUUAUCCAAAGUUAUUGACAAGGAUUCCGGAAAACAAUGGUUGUGAAAACUUGACCUAAAUUCCAUUCUUUCCAACUAUUCAAGAUAAAAAACUUCUUUAAGAAUCACAUGUAGUCUUCUGCUGUUAUUUUCCCCUUCAGUUGACCGAUACAUCAACAUGUAAGAAAGAAAAGGGCGUUUAAGAUAUUUCUAGGAGGCAAUCUUAUCAUUCAUUUAGCAAUUUUAGCCUUUUUACACAAUAGUUAUAUAAAUUAGGAAAGUUUUCUAAUCACAAAUUUAGUUUCUAAAUUUUUUUAAAAAUUGAAAAUCAUUCAUAGCCAAGCCUGGACAGAAGGCACCAGUCACAGAUUUUGUCAGGCACGGAUUACUAUACAAGGCAUUUAUAUUAUUACAUGUAUAAUAUAUAAACUGCUAUACAUUGUAUUGACCAAGUCCUGACAGGUGCCCUGUGUCCUGGUCAUUUCAUUGUCUAGACAUUCAUAUUAUUAAUCAUUCAUAUGAAUCACAGUUGAACAGUUUUCACAUGCCCUUUAAAAAAAAAAUGAAGCAUCGCAGAUGGUGUUGAUGUUUAUUAUUACAUGUAUUGUAAUUCAUGUUAAUUUAUUCAAAACAUUUUUUUGUUCAAGAGCUAUUCAUGUUUGACUUUUAUUUUCAAAACAAAUGAGAUGAUUAAAUAAAAAUACGGAUAGCUGUUAUAUUAUUCCUACUGUCAGUCACAUGCAUGUAGGAUUUAAUAAAAUAAAUAAAUAAAUAAUAA